AUGUGUUCACUUCCUGAGGAUGAAAUUCUUCAUGUUAUUAACAAGGCCAGUGAAGUAGGAUGUUGUAUCCGAUGUGGUUUAUGUUAUUUGGAUUUAUUCAAGAUGAAUAUUGCCAUGUAUUCAAAGAAUGAAAAGGAACUUGUUGAAACUCUUCUUCCUAAUCAUCAUCAACAAGUUUGUUUACUUUCAUCAUCGAGAUGUAAGAUUUGUUUUGGUGCUUUUCAAGAUGAAUAUCUUCACGGAAGACUUCCUAAUGAAAUGGAAAAAGUUUAUCAUGAAUAUGAUAUUGAAUAUUUGAGCGAAUUCCAUGUUUCAUUAACAUUUUCAAAUCAUUUUCAUAUUAGAGAACAUUGUUUUAAAUAUUUACUUGCAAAACAUGUGGAAUCGGAGCAAGUUAAAAAGAUUUUACAAUCUUCACAACCACCUCUUGACAGAAAGAGGCUUUUGAAAACUACACUUUCCGAUAUAUUUGAAAAGUCAAUGAAGGCUAAAGGUCAUGAAUUAAAAGCUAAUCCACAAACUGCACCACUUAUGAUUGAAGUUAAAUUUAAUGAUGAUGUUAUUAUGAAUGCAAAUUCUAAGGAGGAAGUUGUGGAAGAGAAUUUAUCUCCAUUAAAGAAAAAGAGAAAAAAGAACAAGAUUGAUAGAAGAGAAAAUUCAAAUCUUCAAAGUGUUUUGAGAUUAAAAUCUUUGGAAGAACUUGAUACAAUUAUACAGUCAGAAAUACCAGCUGAAUGGAAUAAUGAUUUGAGUGAUUUUUCAUCUGAAACAUCUGUGAAACUUGAUGAAAAAUUUAUCAAAGUGUCUGGUACUCAUUCAGUCAUCUAUAUUUCAGGAUAUUAUAGAAAAUUAGAAAGAGGACUUCCACAAUCUCCGUGGGUAAUGAGAGGUUCAAAGGAGGAUGAACAAAAUACUAGAAGUGUUGAUACAUAUAUUGGAGGACCUUUUAUGGAAUAUACCAAGGCAGACUCUUACAAAUUUGACUCUUCUGGAAGAGAAGAUAAGAACGUGAGAAUGUUGGGUAAUGGUAGACCUUUUGUUUUUGCAAUUCAUAAUCCAAGAAGAAGUCACUUUACACUUGAACAAGUCAAGGAAAUUGAGAACACAAUCAACCAAAGAGCUAAUGGAUCUAUUGAAGUACAUACUAUCCAAGUUCACUUUAAUAAUCUUGUAUGCCAAAAGAUGAAGGAAGGGGCAGAAGAAAAGAGAAAAAAUUACAGAUGUGUUGUUUGGUGCGAAGCUGCGUUGACGAGUGAUACUGAUCCAUCACUCAAGGAGAAAGUUACCAAUUAUCUUGAAUCUAUUAAGGACCUGGAUAUUGGACAAAAGACACCACUCAGAGUACUCCACAGAAGAGCUCUCCACACUAGAAAAAAGAUUAUUCACUCAAUUAAGUGUACAGAAUUUAUCAAUUCUCAUGCUAUGGUUUUGGAUCUUUGUACAAGUGCAGGUACUUAUGUAAAGGAAUUUAUUCAUGGCGAUUUUGGUAGAACUGAACCAUCAUUUGGUACCUUGCUUGCCAAGCUAUUUGAAAGAUCCUUACCUUUUGAUUCUCAAAUUUUGCAACUUGAUGUUAUGGAGAUUGAAAUUUCAUUAUAA
Molecule: messenger RNA, 1599 nt
Organism: Naegleria gruberi
Lineage: Eukaryota; Heterolobosea; Eutetramitea; Acrasida; Naegleriidae
Exons: 1
Coding region: 1-1599 (532 amino acids)
Biological process (GO): tRNA pseudouridine synthesis
Molecular function (GO): pseudouridine synthase activity; RNA binding
Source: RefSeq, a predicted model, not a curated record